AUGGGCACGAUAAGUGCAAUAAUUAUCAUUUGCUGUUUGAUCAUUUCUGCUGCAUUAACCGUUGUUAUUAUUCUGGUAACUAUACCAACUGAAAUUACCCAUCAGUCGCACUAUUCCGAAUUAUGGAUUAAUCAGCAAAGUACCCGUCAUGGCAAUUUUUAUUUUCAUCCAAAUAAAAAAAUACCACACAGCUUAUUACAAAAUUCAACAGUAAUUACAGCUAUCGGUACAGCUUCUACUACUAUUACUGCUACUACUACUACUAUAACUGCUACUACAACUACUAAUACUAUUACAAUAACCAAAACAGAUAUUGAUACUACUACUUUUCCUAAUGCUACUGAAAUAUUGAAGCUUACAUUAGAAAAUGACAAACUACUUUAUCAAUCACUUGUAUUAACAACCACAAUACCGAUGAAAACCUGGAAAUCGAAUCACAAUCGUUCAUCACAAAGACAUACCACGAUGCUUUUAAGCACAAAUAUUACGGUAAUACGAGAGAAAGAGUUAAUAUCGAGCAGUCGGCAAUCAAUGACAGAAUUGCGACAUCAUUCCGCAUUCCACGAAUCAACUCCGCGAAAUUCGCGAAAAAAUUUGACAACUCUUAUGUUGCAUCAACAUAUCAAACAGCUACCAUUAAACGAUGAUAAUUUAGUAAAGAAUAAACGAGAAAAGGAGCAAGCGACGCAAAUGACGUUGUUAAGUGAAAUAACGUUUCCGAAUGAUGUAAAGAUGGUAGGAUUAGCGAUGCAACGUGGAGUUCUCUAUGUUGCUACAAACGAUGGGCGAAUUGUGGUGAUAAAUCCGGAAACUAGUGAACAGGUACAAACUAUUAGAGUUAAUGGUAAAAUAAGCCGAAUGACUGUAACGCAUAAUGUUGAUAUUAUUAUCCUAAAUGGUACCAAUUUGAAAUCAUAUCGAGAUGGACAGGAAUACCGGAAGAUAAAAUUGCCAGUAGUUGGUAAAAGCUUGUCUACUUUUGAAGAUGAGAUAGGCUUGGAGCGGAUAAUAGCGCUUGGAGGAAGUAAUGAUGUAUUAUUUGUGUUUACGGAUGAUUUAAGACCGAUCGAAGAAAUAUAUUACAAAAAUGAUAUCGAAGAAAUGUGCAAUUUUGCUAUUUUAUAUCAGAAAUAUUAUUAUGUAAGCUGCCAAAGUGCCAUUCUACAACUUUCAGAAAAUGGUGAAAUCACGAAAAAGAUCGGUGCUAAUAAUGGACCUUUCUCGCUUGGUAUAACAAUUGAUGAUCAAGCUCGGAUAAUUGCAGUUGUUAGAGGUCAACCACUUCUUCGAGUUUUUCAGAAUGGUAAACUACAGCAUAAUUUAUCGGCGGUAUCGUCCAAUGAAAUAUCUGCAAUUUGGUCGGAAGUUCUUUAUGAGAAAGGUCGAUUACAUAUUGCGGAUUAUCUGACGAGUAAACUGAAGACUUUCCGCUAUCCGAUCAGUAGCACUGAGAAUGACGCGUAA
Cercopithifilaria johnstoni is the source of this 1464-nucleotide messenger RNA. NCBI's taxonomy places the organism in Eukaryota, Metazoa, Nematoda, Chromadorea, Rhabditida, Onchocercidae. The record is from the annotation of a GenBank genome assembly.